AUGGCUGUUACAAUUGGUAAAGUAAAUGAACCUAAACAAAAGAUUAAAAAAGUUUUAGUCUUAGAAUGGCGUCAAGAAGAAGAUAUAUCAGAAAACGAAGCUCGUAACAUUAUUAAUAAUUUUUCUAAACAAAAAAAAGUAUGUCAAAAACAUCGUAAUAUGAUAACUUCUUCAAUCAAAGUUGAGGAAAAUGGCAAAUCUGAGAAGUCAAUUUCUGCUUCACCUAGUGUAAGUAAAAUGAAAAAAGUUGCCAAAACACCAAAAAGCAAAAGUAGCAAGAGUGGGAGUAAAAUUUCAAAUACUAAAAAUUCGGAAAUCAAAAAAAUGAAAUCAAAAAAGUUUAAUGCAUAUUCUUUACCAAAGGAAAUGAAUAUAAAAAAAACAUCAACUGAUAUUGAAAUAGAUAAAAGCAGAAAUGUUAUCACUAGACAAAAAAUAAGAAUACCUUAUAAAUUAUUUUGGAAACCAACAGUAACAGAAUCUGGAAAAGAGGGAAUAACUUUUAAAAUUCAAGUACAAGACUUGGAAGGAAAAAAGAUGGAACUUGAUGUUAGUUGUCCAAAUUUUAUGCCAAACAAAUUUUUAUAUUUGUUUACUUUCUCAGAAAUAAAUAUUCUUAAAAAAUUAUAG
Messenger RNA from Strongyloides ratti, 630 nucleotides. RefSeq lists its product as hypothetical. The transcript is spliced from 3 exons. The record is from RefSeq and is a predicted model, not a curated record. The coding region runs from base 1 to 630 and encodes 209 amino acids. NCBI's taxonomy places the organism in Eukaryota, Metazoa, Nematoda, Chromadorea, Rhabditida, Strongyloididae.